UUGUAUAUUUAACAGGAUUUUUAUGUUUGCUUCUAGAAAGCUUGUAAUGCAUUUAAUCAAAGCAGUAUUACUUCUCACCACUGUGAUAGAAAUUGGCAGUUUUCAAAAACACUACAUUGAAAAAAGUUUGUCACCAGUUAGAAGCUAUACAGCAGGUCAUGAACAGGAAACUGCAGUUGCACAGUUGCUGCAAAGAGUAAUUGGUGAGAGAAGCCAAGAUGUUGUUGUUUCUAUUCUACCUGCAGCAUCUGAAUUUGCAACGUUAAGUUAUGCUGGAAAAACAUUGAAAAUAACAGGAAGUGAUGCGGUAUCUGUUGCUUUUGCAUUCAAUCACUAUCUCAAAUAUUACUGCAGAAAACAAAUCUCUUGGGCUGGAGACCAAAUUUCUGACAUUCCUAAUCCUUUACCUCCUGUGCCUGCUGAAGGGGUAACAAUAAAAGCUGGGGUGAAGUAUCGGUAUUAUCAGAAUGUUUGCACUGUCAGUUAUUCUUCAGUGUGGUGGAACUGGACAAGAUGGGAACGAGAGAUUGACUGGAUGGCAUUGAAUGGAAUAAAUCUUCCUCUUGCAUUUACUGGGCAGGAGGCAAUAUGGGAGAGAGUUUAUAAAAAGCUUGGGUGUUCGGAUGAGGACAUCAAAAAGCAUUUUGCUGGACCAGCUUUCCUAGCAUGGGGUAGAAUGGGGAACCUCCAUGGUUGGGGAGGACCCCUGCCAUCCUUCUGGAUCAAGAGCCAACUUAUCCUGCAGCACCAAAUCCUGAUCCGGAUGAGAUCACUAGGAAUGAUUCCUGUCCUUCCUGGGUUUGCAGGACACAUCCCUUCAGCGAUUCUAAAUCUUUAUCCAAAGGCUGAUGUUAUACAGCUUUCUCAUUGGAGUCACUUCAACUGCACUUAUUCUUGCACUUACCUGUUGCAACCACAUGAUCCACUUUUCAAUACUAUUGGUAGCAUGUUUAUCAAGGAGCAAAUGUUAGAAUACAACGGCACCAACCAUAUUUAUAAUGCCGACACUUUCAAUGAGAUGACACCACCUUCCAGUGACCCUGGAUAUCUAUCUAAUGCAAGCAGGGCAGUGUAUGAUGCAAUGGCAGUAGCAGAUCCAGAUGCUGUUUGGCUUAUGCAAGGUUGGCUGUUUCAUCACGAACCAACCUUUUGGAAGACAGCUCAGAAAAAAGCUCUUUUGACUGGAGUUCCUAAGGGCAAAAUGCUAGUAUUGGAUCUGUUUUCUGAAUCUUACCCCCAAUAUUUACCAGACUGGUACUUUGGUCAACCAUUCCUGUGGUGCAUGUUGCAUGAUUUUGGGGGAAAUAUGGGUUUCUAUGGAAAAAUUAAUACUGUGAACACACAACCAGGAAUCGCUCUCACCAGUGUAAACUCAACCAUGGUUGGAACUGGUGUAACUCCUGAAGGUAUCAACCAAAACUAUAUGAUCUAUGAUUUUAUGUUGGAAACUGGUUUCACUGUGCAUUCUGUCAAUGUUACAAACUGGUUAAAAGAAUAUACAAUGAGAAGGUAUAACACAAGUAGUCCCGAAGCCAUAAAAACAUGGAAUAUACUUGGUAACACAAUCUACAACGACACGAAACCUGGUUUUCCUUCAAAAAGUCUGAUACGUGGUUCACCAGUAAAAAGACCCACGUUGGAUAAUCCUGGUCUUCCAUAUUGGUACCAAUACUCCAGCCUUGCAUUGGCUUGGGACAAUUUCUCACAAUCUUUAAAUACUCUAAAAGAUCUGGAGACAGUUAGGUAUGAUGCUGUAGACAUUACAAGACAAAUGUUGCAGGCAGUUCACAGACUCCUGUACUAUGCAAUGGUUGAGGAAUUUCUAUGGAAAAGAGAUCCUGGUAAACUUGGAGAACAACUGUUAGAUUUGCUGGAUGAUUUCGACAAAAUGUUGUGCAGUGAUGCACAUUUUAGUAUGGGAAAGUGGAUUCAAGAUGCAGUUUAUUUCAGCGAUAUUUCGUUCUGGAAACCUACUAUUUCCGACGGACGGGUCUUCGUUUGUAAGAUAACCACACACUCGUGCGGGCUUGACGAAAGGCGCAUGCGACAUAGCUACUGUGACGUCACUCGCCAGGCAAUCGGAUUCGACCGUUUCUCAUUACACGGACUCGCCAAACGCGCGUUUAAAUGUAUGUUAUUCUACAGCCUUGCAUUGGCUUGGGACAAUUUCUCACAAUCUUUAAAUACUCUAAAAGAUCUGGAGACAGUUAGGUAUGAUGCUGUAGACAUUACAAGACAAAUGUUGCAGGCAGUUCACAGACUCCUGUACUAUGCAAUGGUUGAGGAAUUUCUAUGGAAAAGAGAUCCUGGUAAACUUGGAGAACAACUGUUAGAUUUGCUGGAUGAUUUCGACAAAAUGUUGUGCAGUGAUGCACAUUUUAGUAUGGGAAAGUGGAUUCAAGAUGCAAAAAUACUGGGAACCACUGCUGAGGAGAAGGAUUUGUAUGAAUACAAUGCAAGGAUACAAGUUACUCUGUGGGGUCCGAAUGGUGAAAUUCUGGACUAUGCAAGCAAACAUUGGUGUUCCCUUGUCAAACAUUACUACAGGCCAAGAUGGGCUUUAUUUGUCAGCUAUUUAAAUCAUGCCUAUGCCACCAAAUCAAAGUUUGACCAUAAGGCUUUUGCAUCUGAUGUAUUUACCAAUGUGGAAGAACCUUUCACUAAAGACAGAAGUGUUUUUCCUUCUACCGCAACAGGCAAUGCAAUUGAAUUAGCAAAAGACAUGUAUAUCAAGUGGAGACCUUUUCUCAAUGAUGUGUAAACAUAUUAUGAAGUCAUAUGCAAUUGUGCAAUAAUCUUUUUAUGCAAUUGAAGCAAGAGUUUUCAAUCCCAUGCAGCAUCAAAAGAAUGUGUUUUAAACUUUAAGAAUGUAUUUUGAACUCGAGUUCUAAAAAUAAACUUUUUAAUUGACCAACA
Ciona intestinalis (vase tunicate) is the source of this 2916-nucleotide messenger RNA. NCBI's taxonomy places the organism in Eukaryota, Metazoa, Chordata, Ascidiacea, Phlebobranchia, Cionidae. The record is from RefSeq and is a predicted model, not a curated record.